Molecule: messenger RNA, 2346 nt
Organism: Gadus chalcogrammus (walleye pollock)
Lineage: Eukaryota; Metazoa; Chordata; Actinopteri; Gadiformes; Gadidae
Gene: ankrd53
Product: ankyrin repeat domain 53
Exons: 6
Coding region: 32-1240 (402 amino acids)
Biological process (GO): regulation of mitotic spindle organization; positive regulation of microtubule polymerization; mitotic metaphase chromosome alignment
Cellular component (GO): spindle pole
Molecular function (GO): protein binding
Source: RefSeq, a predicted model, not a curated record
UCCCUCAGGCGCACAGAGUGAACAGAAGUCAAUGUCGAGAGCUCUUCCGAAAGACGACCAGUUCAAAGCGGCGGCGGCUGGGGACCCCGAAUGGCUGACCCUCAGCCUGAAACACGCGGUGGCACUGCUGGACACAGACGAACACGGUGUGUCUGCGCUCCACGUGGCCUGUCUCCACGGUCAGUUGACGUGCGUAAAGCUGCUCCUGGAAUCCGGCCUCGUGGACAUCAACGGCGGCUGUGGUCAGGGCAGACGGCCCGUCCACAUGGUCCUGUCCACCCAGAGCUCACCCAACACCUCCGCCUGCCUCGAGUACCUGCUGGACCGCGGCGCUGAUGUCAACGUCUCUACUACCUCCGCGGUCACCCCGCUGCACUCGGCAGCGGCCGAGGGCAUGCUAGCUUGCACGAAGAUGCUGGUGCGAGCCCGGGCGGACGUGCACGCAUGUGACAAGAACGGGCACACCCCACUGGACAUGGCACGCUCCUACUGUCACAGGUUGGUGGCACGGUAUCUCAAAGACUGUAUGUGGAAAGCCAACAAAAAGAGAGAGCUAGAGAUGAAGAGGCAGGUGCAGAUCCUCUACCGGGACCUAGUGCUCAUGAGCAAACUGGACGAAGGCAGAGAGAAAACGAGGAGGCGGGCGUUGAUUGAGAAGAAGACGGAGGAGUGGGCUAGCAGGAAAGGCCUAGGGCCCCCCCCGGACCCGCCGGCCAGCAGCAGCCUGGUCAGCCAGUUCCACCGGCAGUGCCUCCUCUCUGAGCCUCCAGAGAGCCGACCCAAGCCUCGGGCCCAGACACGGGCGCAGCAAGGAGACCCUAGGCAGCGCUGGAACACCUCGACCCACACCACCAGGUCGCCUCCUCCACCCCCGACCUCCGUCUCCAAACCCCCCCAGGCGGUCCGCAUGGACGACCAACCCACGGAGAGCCCCUCUCCGGAGCCGGACCUGCGGGGCUGGGUCACCCUGUCCAAGGCCACCGACGGGGGGCACCACCACGAGUACACCACCCGGUGGGAGAGCUCCCCCUGCCGGGCCCCCGACCUGCCGCUGGACGCCCUGGAGAGGGGCCUGUUCCCCAGGGCCUUCCCCGGGAGGAUGGCCUCCCCGCGGGACUACCGGCCCUGGAGCAUCCUGGACCAGCCGCGCCUCGGGGUCCCCCCAGGACAGGGCGGCGCCUCCCCCUGGACAGAGGUGGCGCUGCACCUGCCGGACGUCCUGGAGCCCGGACACUACUGAGCCAGCGAGGGGUUCUGAGGAACAACAAGGCCCCUGGGGGGCUUUGCCUAAGUCAAAUAGAUGAAUGGGGCAGGUAGUGAUUAUGGAAUGUAAAAAGCACUCUUAUUGGCUUAUGACACAGGGGUGAUUCAGGAGCGGAAGUAGAGUAGAGUUAGGUUAGAUAUCACAAUUUGGCAAAAAUAUGAAUAUAUGCAAUAAUGCUAAGAGGCUAACAAAAUGCUUGUGUUCAGUGUGGGUGGUUGAUGGCUGGUUUAACCAGCUUCACCUGGCCCAAGUCAGACUGAUUGGACUCUAGUGGCUGGGUGAGGCUGCACACCUGUGAUCCAUUGACCAAUCAAUGCACCCAGGUUGAAUCAGCAGUCACACACACAGUAGAGAGCCCAGAAAAGCAGGGAGCACUGCUACAAGAGGGGAUGCAUUUUUCAAGAAGAUAUGUGCCAACUGUUUUAUGACUUUAUAUUCAAAGUAGAAACUAAGAAUAAUCGUUUCAAUAAAAAGAUCACAAAUAUAGUGUAAUUGAUAUAACUAUAAAAAUAAACGAUAUAAACGAAACAAUGAGGAAAAAUCCUUUGUAUGUCAAUUGUGUGCUUCCAUUGUUGACAUCUCCCCUGAAUCACUUUCAAGAAUUAAACAAAACACGGCUCAUUUGACACCUAGCCGAUACUUCUACGUCUCUAGAUACCGAACAUUUCAAUGCCAGAGACCAAACAGAAUAUUUUAGACGAUUUAAGACGUAGGUGAAGAGGUGAACACGCUGAGGGGGGGGGUGGGGUGAACCGAAGGUGAGACUGAACUGGGCCACUUGUCUGACGUACGGAGCCUCACACUCUCCCUCGUCAGGCCUCAGGGAAAUGAGUGUGUGGUGGAGGGCAUGUCAACAGCAGCCCAGGUGUGUGGGGCUGAACCACGUUACCAAAGGAAUUUUCUUUUGUUUGUGUGUGAUUGGCUUUGUCCUCUAACAGUGAGUACCGUCACAUAUGGCUGUUCGCUAGGAGUACUGCUUUGUACGCGUAUCGUGAAAGAAAUUGAUGUUGCAGGAUGCGUUUUCCCUAACAAUGUAGUAUAUACAUGUAAAGUAGUAUAUGUAGUUCUUUCCACCUCGUGCA